Molecule: messenger RNA, 3048 nt
Organism: Elgaria multicarinata webbii
Lineage: Eukaryota; Metazoa; Chordata; Lepidosauria; Squamata; Anguidae
Gene: MGAT5B
Product: alpha-1,6-mannosylglycoprotein 6-beta-N-acetylglucosaminyltransferase B
Exons: 17
Coding region: 138-2522 (794 amino acids)
Biological process (GO): protein N-linked glycosylation
Cellular component (GO): Golgi apparatus
Molecular function (GO): alpha-1,6-mannosylglycoprotein 6-beta-N-acetylglucosaminyltransferase activity
Source: RefSeq, a predicted model, not a curated record
GAAAAAGUGGAGGGGGAAAAAAGCCUCUAGUCAUGAGCUCUUUACAGAAACUGGGAUUGGACUUACUCAAUAUCCGCUUUCCUUCCUUUUUUCCCUAGUUUUUCUUUCUUUUUUCUUUGUAAAAAAAAGUUUGAACAAUGAUUACAGUGAAUUCAGAUGGGAAAAUAAUGGUCAGAAGAUGUCUCGUCACCUUGAGGCCUUUUAGGAUAUUCGUGGUAGGGAUUGGAUUUUUCACGCUCUGCUUCUUAAUGACAUCAUUGGGAGGUCAGUUUUCAGCCAAAAGGCUGGGAGACUCUCCAUUCACCAUCAGAACUGAAGUGAUGGGUGCCAUGGAGUCCCGAGGGGUGCUGAGGAAAAUGAGUGAUAUGCUGGAGGUGAUGGUGAAGAGGAUGGACGUGCUAGCCAGGCUGGAGAACAGCACGGACUUCAGGAAAGGGGAAGAGAUGCAUUUCCCGACUGACAGGUUCCAUCCAGCCGUCGGCUUGAUGGAGAGGAUCCAAGCAAUUGCUCAGAAUGUCUCAGACAUCGCAAUGAAGGUGGAUCAGAUUCUUCGCAACAGCCUGCUCAAUGGGAAACCAAUAGAAGGCAGACGAGACCAGUGUGAGGUGCCCAGGGACCCCAAGUACCCUGAUUGCUCUGGAAAAGUGGAGUGGAUGAGGGCCAGGUGGACAUCAGACCCCUGCUAUGCAUUUUUCGGUGUGGACGGCACAGAAUGCUCAUUCCUCAUCUACCUCAGCGAAGUUGAAUGGUUUUGCCCUGCGCUGCCUUGGCGAAAUCAGACGGCAGCUGCACCUUCCACAAAGCCACCUCCCAGGGUGCAGGCAGCUUUUCAGAGAGACUUCUCCUACCUCCUGGAGCUGAUCGGCAGUGGCAAAGAGUCUUUGAUCUUCAUGAAGAAACGGAUCCGGCAAUUGGCCACGCAGUGGCUGAGGGCUUCACGUAAGCUGGAACAGAAGCUGGAGGGCAAACAGAGAGAUCAGAAGCAGAUCUUGAUCCACAUUGGCUUCUUGACGGAAGAAUCAGGCGAUGUUUUCAGCCCCCGUGUGUUAAAGGGGGGCCCACUUGGGGAGAUGGUCCAAUGGGCAGAUAUUCUUGCUGUCCUUUUCAUUCUGGGCCAUAGCCUGAAAAUCACAAUCUCUUUGAAAGAGCUCCAGAGUAACUUAGGAGUACCUCCUGGCCGGGGCAAUUGCCCCUUGACGGUCCCUUUGCCCUUUGACCUCAUUUACACAGACUACCACGGGCUGCAGCAAAUGAAGCAACACAUGGGCCUCUCCUUUAAAAAAUACAGGUGCCGUGUUCGAGUAAUUGACACUUUUGGGACUGAACCUGCAUACAAUCAUGAGGAAUAUGCCACCCUGCAUGGCUACCGGACAAACUGGGGCUACUGGAACCUGAAUCCUAAGCAGUUCAUGACAAUGUUUCCUCAUACACCUGACAAUUCCUUCAUGGGCUUUGUGUCUGAGGAACUCAAUGAGACCGAGAAGCAGCUGAUUAAAUCCAACAAGGCCAACAACAUGGCGGUGGUAUAUGGAAAAGAAGCCAGCAUUUGGAAGGUGGGUGGCAAAGAGAAGUUUCUGGCCAUCCUUAACAAGUACAUGGAGAUCCAUGGUACUGUUUACUAUGAAACCCAGCGUCCACCUGAGGUCCCGGCUUUUGUGAAAAACCACGGCCUUCUGCCACAACAUGAAUUCCAGCAGCUGCUGAGAAAAGCCAAGCUCUUCAUUGGAUUUGGUUUCCCCUAUGAAGGCCCUGCCCCUUUGGAAGCGAUAGCCAAUGGGUGUGUUUUCCUGCAGGCUCGUUUCAAUCCACCCCACAGUUCACUCAAUCAUGAAUUCUUCAGAGGGAAGCCUACAUCGAGAGAAGUAUCCUCCCAGCAUCCCUAUGCAGAGGAGUUCAUAGGGAAACCCCACGUAUGGACAGUGGACUAUAAUAAUUCAGAAGAGUUUGAAUCUGCGAUCAAAGCCAUUAUGAGGACCAAGGUUGACCCUUACCUGCCCUAUGAGUACACAUCUGAAGGAAUGCUGGAACGAAUUCAUGCCUACAUCCAGUACCAGGACUUCUGCGCCUUUGCUGCUCUGCCGGACAAGCUGGACAGCCACACUAUGCAAAGCUCUGCAAGCCCCUUCAGCCUGCAGCCCAACUCCACUUCCCUGGCAUGGUCUGGCAAUUCCAGCAGCAGCCCCCGAGCCUGGCCUCCAGUAGACUCCAUGCAGGUGUGGAUCUCAGGCACAGGGCAGGCGUGCACCAGCACUUGUCAGCUGCACGGUUUGGUCUGCGAGCCAGAGUUUUUCAAGUUCAUCAACAAGAAAGAGGUGUUUCAGCAACUCAACAUCGUCUGUGAUAGCAUCGAGUCCGAGAUGAAUCACCUCUACCCGGCAGUGGCUGAAAAGGUCCGGGAGUGCUAUCUCCAGAAGGAACCGCUCUUGUUCAGCUGUGCAGGAUGCAAUACCAAGUACCAGCGCCUCUGUCCAUGUCGCAAUUACCAGAAAGGACAAGUGGCCCUGUGCGGGGACUGUUUGUGAUUCCACCAGGACAUGUGCGUGUCGUAAUCUACCACAUGCAACAAGUAACUUUUUUUCCCAUGAAAGCUUCUGCAAUACUCAAGAAGGUUUCCAAAUGUGAUCAUCUCCUUGGAGACUUGUGAAAAAUACUUGGAUGUCAAUGAAACUUCAUUGGUUGUUUUGUCUACCAGUCGAGGGUUGAAUGACCCUUUCCCAACAUUACUUAAUGGCAUAUCUCCUACCACAUACAAGACCAUCAGAGACCUCGAAGAGGCUUAGAAGGGCCAUGUUGAAAACUCCUCUGGAGGACAAUGAGGCACCACUUUAGGGUUUCAUCAUCCUUAAACAUCUUUAUUUUUUAUGGGGGAGGAAAAAGUUGAAAUUAAAGCAGGAAAAUCAAGGAAUGGUCUAUGAGGAAUUAUUUGAAUUGGUUGUGUUUCAAAAUACUUGGCUGGACCUCUUUGGAAAGAGGGCUUCCCUCCACCACCCUUUCCGGAAGAGCAUGAGAAAACUGGGAUGAAAAGACCAGAGGCCUUCAAAUGCUUGC